AUGGGUGGAACCAGAGCCUAACUCAAUGGGCAUAAUUGCUUUGUGACCACAUCAUGGCCUUGGUCAGCUCAGCCAGUGAGUGUCUCAGCGGCUGCUAGCUGCGAUGUAUCCUGUUUCUGGUGUCGUAAUAUAUCUAUAUCAACAGAAAACACAAGGCUCGGAAGAUGAGCUGCUUGGUGCUGCUGCUGUUUGUGGCUACCGCCUCAACAUUCUAUGUAUCAGGAUUCGAUCCUGAUCUAGAAAUGGAUCAGAUUCCAGACGAGGAGGCAAGAGCGAGAGAAUAUCUCGAUUACCUGGACGAGGAGUUCAGCAAAUGGGCCACGAAGUCAUCACUAGCGGAGUGGGCCUACGCUUCCAACAUAACAGAGGAGAAUCUUGCGAAGAAGCUUGCAGUUUCUGCAGAGGCCGCUAAGUUCUCCAAGCAGCAGUGGCUGGAGACGAUCAAGUACCCCUGGACCACGUACAAGGACCCUGAUCUCCGCCGCCAGUUCCAGAAGCACUCCGUGUUGGGUUACGCGGCGCUGGACGCCGACAAGCACGAGAAGCUAGAGCAGUUGGUUUCUGACAUGUCCUCCAUAUACAGCAAGGCCAAGAUCUGUGACUACAAGAACCCCAACAAAUGCGACCUCAGUUUGGAACCAGAACUGGUGGAGAUCCUGAGGACAAGCAGAGACCCUGACGAGCUGAAGCACGUAUGGGUGGAAUGGAGGAAAAUGUCCGGUGAGAAAUGUCGAGGGAUGUUCGAACACUACGUGGCUCUGAGCAAUGAAGCCGCCACACUCAACAACUUCACAGACAACGCCGAAUACUGGCUGAAGGACUACGAGUCCCCUGACUUCCGGGACCAAGUAGCACGCCUGUGGGACCAGGUGCGGCCUCUAUACCUGCAGCUACACGCUUACGUCAGGAGGAAACUGAGGGAAACUUACGGCGAGAAACUCGUCACGGCCCGUGGGCCCAUACCGGCACAUCUUCUCGGUAACAUGUGGUCUCAGACUUGGAACAACAUUCUGGACAUCUCCACACCCUACCCUGACAAGGAAGCUGUAGAUGUCACUCCUCAGAUGAAAAAGCAGGGAUACACCCCGGUCAAAAUGUUCAGACUGGCCGAGGAAUUCUUCACGUCACUGAACCUGAGCGCGAUGCCACAGAGCUUCUGGGAGCGCUCCAUCCUGCAGAAGCCAGAGGGCAGAGAACUCAUCUGUCACGCCUCCGCCUGGGACUUCUACGACGGCAAGGACUUCAGGAUCAAACAGUGCACUAGGACCGAUAUGAGCCACCUGUUCACGGCUCACCAUGAGAUGGGCCACGUGCAGUACUUCAUCCAGUACAGAGAACGGCCUCUAGUCUACAAGGAGGGAGCAAAUCCAGGCUUUCACGAGGCAGUUGGGGACGUAAUGUCUCUAUCCGUCUCGACGCCCAAACACCUGCGAGAGAUCGGUCUGUUGGAAGACGACGCGUCGGCAGGUGAAGACUACGAGGCAACCAUCAACUAUCUAUACCUACAGGGACUGCAGAAAAUCGUGUUCCUCCCGUAUGCUUAUCUGACCGACUUGUGGAGAUGGGACGUCUUCAAGGGCAAGAUUACAAGCGAAAACUACAACUGUGAAUGGUGGAGACUCAGAGAGAAAUAUCAAGGAAUUGAGCCUCCUGUGGAUAGGACAGAAGAAGAUUUUGACCCCGGAGCAAAGUACCACAUCAUUGCUAGCGUCCCGUACAUAAGGUACUUCGUGAGCUUCGUGAUACAGUUCCAGUUCCACAGGGCUCUGUGCGAGAAGGCGGGACAAUUUGACCCCAACGACCCGAAGAAACCUCUCCAUGAGUGCGACAUCUACCGAAGCACCGAGGCCGGAAACCUUCUGGGGAAGAUGCUGCAGAUGGGAUCCUCGAGGCCUUGGCCUGACGCGAUGGAAGUGCUGACAGGACAGCGCGACAUGGAUGCCACGGGACUGCUAGACUACUUCAGUCCCCUCGCGGACUGGCUGGAGAGGGACAACAGAGAGUCUGGAGAAGACAUCGGCUGGGAGCCCACAGAGAAACGUUGCGUGCAGACCCAGGAGGAACUGGGCUUUGAGGAAAGCGAUGACGACAGGAGAACUGAGAUGCAGACAGACGAGCCACGUAGUGAGGAAGUAUAACGUUAAUGCAAGAAACCCUAGAAUAGCAUCUGUUUUGAAUGUAUUCACUGUCGCCUAGUGAGGAACUCACACUAAAUUCAAUCUUUUUUUUUUUCUAAAUGCUCAAUUUUGUCAAGUUGUUAUAUAACGCGACUCUUGUACAUGUUUUAGCCUAUUUGGCCAUCAGGAGAUGCAAUAAACAUAUUACAGAAAUUGCUGCAUUCUUGGUCGUAA
Messenger RNA from Cryptotermes secundus, 2351 nucleotides. RefSeq names its product angiotensin-converting enzyme. The record is from RefSeq and is a predicted model, not a curated record. NCBI's taxonomy places the organism in Eukaryota, Metazoa, Arthropoda, Insecta, Blattodea, Kalotermitidae. Gene Ontology annotation, biological process: proteolysis. Gene Ontology annotation, molecular function: metallopeptidase activity; peptidyl-dipeptidase activity. The coding region runs from base 165 to 2138 and encodes 657 amino acids. The transcript is spliced from 14 exons. Gene Ontology annotation, cellular component: plasma membrane.